UAUUUUUUUUAAAAUAUGUGUGACAUAACCUGCAUUAAAAUUGUGGUAUUGAUUAGAAUUUAAAGACCCUUACUUAACCUUUAAAUUGUAUGUGAACUUAAGUAAUUUUGGAAUUUGGUAUUUGGUAUGAAAACCGUAUUGUGUGUAUAAACUAAUGUGAAGAAAAUAUCAUUCAAAACGAAGGCAAUAAACGCAAUUGGUUGUGUAAAGGCCUGUUCGCAUAUGCUCACAAGCAGGUGUGUUGUAAUGCCCCGAGAAAAGGGUGAUAGUGAACCCGCGGCAUUUUAUAGUCUGAAUAACAACAAUAAUACUAUAGAUGGGAAAACAACAUCCGAUGUUAAAUUAAGAUCCCAAGAAUCAAAGGACCAUCAUUUUCAUCAGAAUCAUCAAGACGGUGGUGGCGGUGGUGGGAUUAGGAAUAGUGUUGAUAGCCCGCGAUUACGUGUACGUAAUAUAACGGCACAACAAAAACAAAGUCAAGACCAAGAUCAGCAAAGAAAGCCGAUGCUUCUUCAAAAACACCCAAGUCGGACUAGCCAAACCCACAUAGAUAAAAUAUUUACCAACUGUAAUACAAGAGCGAUGAGAUACUAUCGAAUAUGGAUCUACACAUGUAAUGCAGUCCUAUUGGUUAGUAUGCUGGGAUUUUGUGCUGUUGCUGGUAAAACAAUUUUAGGAGAUUACCGUAGACAUUUAAUACCCAGUCUAGCCCUGUAUCAGCCAAGUUUUCUUUAUGCCUAUUUAGCAAUUUUUACACAAAGUGGUGUUAUACAAAUUGUAGGAUGUUUAGGUGCAUUAAGACUUAGUGAACGAUUACUGAAUGUCUAUUGGUUAAUGCUUUUGGUAUUAUUAUUUGGUGAUGUUGUCAUUGGAAUUUUUUGGAUGUUCCGAUUGGACAAGAUGAUACAAGAGCUACGACCAGGUUUAAAAUUUCGUUUAUAUAACGAAUAUGGACAUAAUAACGAAUGGACCGUGUUAUGGGAUCGUUUACAACUAGAAACAGCAUGCUGUGGUGUACAAAAUCCAUUAGACUAUGCAAAUUUUCGUUCAUCACAACAACAAUAUCAUCAACAAAUGGUGAAUUCAUGGGCCCAAGCAACAGUUGUUGCAGCAACAACACAAACCAGCACCGUAUCAAUUGCACAAAAUGCUGCAAAUGUUAUCAUCAGUGCAGAUAAUUCAACAUCAACAGUGAGUGCAAGUGCUAGUGCAAGUGCAAGUGCAGCAGCUAGUGCAACAGCAGCUGCAAUACGAAUAUUAGUGCCACCAAGUUGUUGUAUGGGACAAGAUGUAAUAGUGACUGAAGCUAAUGUAACAUUUUUAAAAUGCCCUAUAGUGCAUCACACAGGCUGUGAAGAUAGAUUACGAACUUAUUUACGGCAUACAUCUGAAACAUUAUUUUUAAUAGGUUAUUGUGUCAUUGCAUUUGUUAAAGUUUGCUUUAUCGGUAUACUACGAUAUGAAAUACGUGAAAUGAUACAAAAAAUUAAAUUAUUAAAGGCUGAAAUGGAAUCACGGCCAUCAAUAGCCAGUAUAGAUUUAGGUUCUAGUCCAAAUAUUGGUACAACAAGUCCUAGUCAUACAGUACUAUUAUCUAGUGCCGGUACACAAAAUGUGAAUGGUUCUGUGCGUGGUGCUGGCAUGGAAGGAGGUACAGAAAGUGAACGAGAGAGUUUACUUGUACAAGAUCAAGAAACUCCAGCACAUCGACAGCAUCACCACAGAACAUCGUUAAGUGCUGAUGAUUUAGAAUAUCAUCAAAAAUCAGCGUUACAUCGUAAAUUAUUUCCAGGUGAUAGUAGUGCUGCCGAUUCCGAAUCGCAUUGUGCCUUGUUAGUUGAUGAAGGCACAACAAUUAAAACACCACCAAAUGGUAAUAAUAACUAUGAAAUGCGUGAAUUCCAACAGAUACAUCAGCCAACAACAAUGGUUACCACGCAACAGUAUACGAUACAUAAUCGGGGAUAUCGUCUCAGUAAUCCCGACACGCAAACACAUAACAUGUGACUAAAAUAUAGGCUGGAGGGUCUAUUCAGCCGGGGAAAGUUUAAUAGAGCUAAGAAAGGACCACUCGCGACACCACUCGACGAGCUCUUUGUGCCCAAACGACCUCGGGCGCUCUCCAAACAACUGCAUGAUGCUCCAUUUUAAAAUAAAAACAUGUAACGAUGAAUGAUUCAAUACUAAAUAUUUAUAAAUUUGUUGUUGAAUUUUUUAUACAGGGUGAUUCGAAACCAACGCAUCAACGAUAU
Molecule: messenger RNA, 2252 nt
Organism: Chrysoperla carnea
Lineage: Eukaryota; Metazoa; Arthropoda; Insecta; Neuroptera; Chrysopidae
Exons: 1
Coding region: 223-2007 (594 amino acids)
Cellular component (GO): membrane
Source: RefSeq, a predicted model, not a curated record